AUGCUCAUCCCAUGUAUCCUCUUAUUAUACCACCUCACGGUAGCUACCGCAGCCGCCACGCCCUCGGAGUUAGCACGUUCUACCCACCCCCCAUUUGGCCAAUUAUCUGGUGCAAGGAACCAUAUUCUUCACAAGCCUUCCGGCCCAGCAGCUGCCCCAGCCCACAAUAGGAACUUCCGUCGACAGCGAAUAGUUAGGACAGGAGAAUUCGGAGCAAAUAUCUCCAAAAAACAGCGUCCUGUUCCAGGAAAACUAAAGGUGAAAUCCGACAAUUUCAGCUUCUUCGCUCAGAUAGAUCUAGGUUUUCCAGAGCCUGCAAAUCUAGUAUUAGAUACAUUCUCCAGCCAGUCUAUUGUCAUGGAUAAAAAGGAGGCAGCUAAGAAUGGAGGCCUUCUAAAGCUACCUAAGUUUAAUCGUGAGGAGAUCGUGGUUAGUCUCUAUGGCAGGGAUAUUUUUUAUAGUGAUGGUAGUUGGGCCGUCGAGGAUACAACUUGGUAUGGGAAGAUUAGUAGUCCAGCAUCAGCCGAGCUUGAUAAACCCGCGUCGUUUUAUGGGUACCUUGCAUUGCCGUUAAGGACCGGCAAUUUUAAGAGGAGUGGGAAGGACGGAGUCCUUGCCUUGGCUCGAGAGCAAAGUCAAUAUAGUGUCGAAAUAUGGAACGAAGAAGACCCUUUUGCUCCGAGAGAGGAUUCCCGCCUACCAUGGGGCGCGAAACUUCCUCCUAUAAAUGGGAAAUACCCAUUCUUCACCACUUACCUCAACUGGCGUGAGCCUGAUAAACAAUAUCUCGGUCUUGGUUACUUGGAAGAAAAGGAGCUCGGAGGGAGUAUUGGAACGUUAGAAGUUAUAGGCGCCGACGGAAAAUAUGACGACAUCGAUGACUGGAGAGUUAAACUGCCGGAAGAUGCACUUGAACCCAUAAUAUGGUUAAAAUCCGAAAAUUUAACUUAUGCGGAAAGGCUACAGAGGCUGAAUGACAAAGACUCUACUGUGUUUCUGCUUGAUACUAAAUCAGAAUAUUCAUUCCUCCCACUCGACCAUGCCAUAGCCAUCAACGAGGCUAUGGGCGGGAAGUGUAUACCCAUAGCCAAUUUCUCAGACUUACCCAACCUAAUAACGGGCGAUUACCCAGGCUCUAAUUUCCAAUUUGGCGGGAAUAUUUGCACUAUUCCUUGUCUUCUCAUGGAAGGAAAGACUACAUUCUUCCAGACAAAGCCUAUCACCCUUGACCUACCAUUUGGAUCAGGAUAUAUUAGAAUUGGGUCGGAUGUUUCUUUAGUUGCGUACAACCCGUGGGAAACUAUCUGGCCGGGUAGUCACUGUGAUACUACUAGACCAGGCAACGAAGAAUGCGUCAAUGAGUGUCUAUCAUCAAUCCAACCAGCGCCUAAAAACGGACCAAACUACCCAUCAGCUAGAGCAAAGAGAGGCUCCGGGAAGGAGAACGUUUACGGCCGAACCAUUUGGUCAAAUGUAUUUGCGAAAUGGGAUGUUGAAGGCGGUGCCGUUGAGUUGUGGGAUUAUAAGGGAACUGUUAGGGAUCCACCGUUUGGGGCAUCACAGUCGAUACCCGGAGGAAAGAAGACCGAACCCAAGAAAUGA
This is a messenger RNA of Orbilia oligospora ATCC 24927, 1602 nucleotides long. RefSeq lists its product as uncharacterized. Bases 1 to 1602 code for a protein of 533 amino acids. The transcript has 4 exons. Lineage: Eukaryota; Fungi; Ascomycota; Orbiliomycetes; Orbiliales; Orbiliaceae. The record is from RefSeq and is a predicted model, not a curated record.